CACUCCACCUCCAUCCUGGCUUUGGUAUGGAGGAGGGGGCACGGGCCAGACAGACCUAUGAGACUUUGGCUCCAUCUCUGCAAAAGGGCGCUCUGUGAGUCAGCCUGCUCCCCUUCAGGUUUGCUCCUCCCCAACCCAGUUCUUGUUUCCAAUGCACGUACAGCCCGUACACACUGUGUGCUGGGACACCCCACAGUCAGCUGCAUGGCUCCCCUGUGCCCCAGCCCCUGGCCCCCUCUGUUGAUCCCAGCCCCUGCUCCAGGCCUCACUGUACAACUGCUGCUGUCACUGGUGUUCCUGGUGCCUGCCCAUUCCCAGAGGCUGCCCCAGAUACAGGAGGAUGCGCCCCUGGGAGGAGGCUCAUCUAAGGAAGAUGACCCACUGGGCGAGGAGGAUCUGCCCAGUGAAGAGGAGCCACCCAGAGAGGAGGAUCCACCUGGAACAGGAGAUCUACCCAGAGGAGAGGAUCUACCUGAAGUUAAGCAUAAACCAGAAGGAGAGGGCUCCCUGAAGUCAGAGGAUAUAUCUACUGUUGAGGCUCCUGGAGAUCCUCAAGAACCCCAGAAUAAUGCCCACAGGGACAAAGAAGGGGAUGACCAGAGUCAUUGGCGCUAUGGAGGCGACCCGCCCUGGCCCCAGGUGUCCCCAGCGUGUGGGAGCCGCUUCCAGUCCCCGGUGGAUAUCCGCCCCCAGCUCGCCGCCUUCUGCCCCGCCCUGCGGCCGCUGGAACUCCUGGGCUUCGAGCUCCCGCCGCUCCCAGAACUGCGCCUGCGCAACAAUGGCCACAGCGGCAGGGCCGGCUCACUUGCCUGUCCCCACGCAGUGCAGCUGACUCUGCCUCCCGGGCUGGAGAUGGCUCUGGGUCCCGGGCAGGAGUACCGGGCCCUGCAGCUGCAUCUGCACUGGGGAGCUGCGGGUCGUCCGGGCUCUGAGCACACUGUGGACAGCCACCGUUUCCCUGCCGAGAUCCACGUGGUUCACCUCAGCACCGCCUUUGCUAAAGUUGACAAGGCACUGGGGCGCCCCGGAGGCCUGGCCGUGUUGGCCGCCUUUCUGCAGGAGGGCCCGGAAGAAAACAGUGCCUAUGAGCAGUUGCUGUCUCACUUGAAAGAAAUUGCUGAGGAAGGCUCAGAGACUCAGGUCCCAGGACUGGACAUAUCUGCACUCCUGCCCUCUGACCUCAGCCGCUACUUCCGAUAUGAGGGGUCUCUGACUACACCACCCUGUGCCCAGGGUGUCAUCUGGACUGUGUUUAACCAGACAGUGAGGCUGAGUGCUAAGCAGCUCCACAUCCUCUCUGACACCCUGUGGGGACCUGGCGACUCUCGGCUACAGAUGAACUUCCGAGCGACGCAGCCUUUGAAUGGGCGAGUGAUUGAGGCCUCCUUCCCUGCUGGAGUGGACAGCAGUCCUCAGGCUGCUAAGCCAGGUGCAGCUUUGUCUGUCCAACUGAACUCCUGCCUGGCUGCUGGUGACAUCCUAGCCCUGGUUUUUGGCCUCCUUUUUGCUAUCACCAGUGUCGCCUUCCUUGUGCAGAUGAGAAGGCAGCACAGAAGGGGGGCCAAAGGGGGUGUUAGCUAUCGCCCAGCAGAAGUAGUGGAGGAGACCCGAGCCUAGAGGCUGAUCUUGGAGAAUGCAGAGAAGGCAGCCAGAGGCGUGGGGCGCCAGCAACUGUUCCGUCUGCUCAUUAGGCCACUUCCUUUUUAAUCACCAAGUAAUUUUUAAAAAUAAAAAUUUAUA
Messenger RNA from Cebus imitator (Panamanian white-faced capuchin), 1740 nucleotides. RefSeq names its product carbonic anhydrase 9 (gene CA9). The record is from RefSeq and is a predicted model, not a curated record. Lineage: Eukaryota; Metazoa; Chordata; Mammalia; Primates; Cebidae. The coding region runs from base 58 to 1617 and encodes 519 amino acids. Gene Ontology annotation, cellular component: plasma membrane. Gene Ontology annotation, molecular function: carbonate dehydratase activity; zinc ion binding. The transcript has 11 exons.